CACGCUCGCAGCUCAGCCAUGGCUGGUCUCCACCAUGCCUUCUGCGUCGGACCCAUGUUUCCCUGAACCCCUACCGCCUAUACCUGUACAGUCUACUGCUACAGUGCAAUGCACGACAAUUCCUUUACUCUUGACUCACCACUCUGGUGAAACGGAACGUAUGUAAUGACAGAGUAUCGCCAGUCCCAACAGUCAGGAUCCCUUCACUUCUCACUUGUUUGCCAUUGAUCAACAUCGUCAGGUGCGUCCUGGAGAAGGUUCUCGUUUGUUACUAUUGCCGCUUGGGGGAGAAGACAGGCCCGCAGUGCAGCCUCGGCGUCCGGCCUAGGCUUACGAAACCGGCUGGAGCCCAUCAGCCAUGUGCGCGCCUCCGUCCAUGUUGCACCGUCGAGCACGUUAUCUCUCGGGCUGCAUUGCAUUGCAUUGGUCUGUUUGUCUGUCCGUCUUUGCCCUUGGGCGAACCCUGGAUACCACACGAUGAGUCUGACCGGAGUCGGGGCAUCUCACACUGUUGCUUCUUCUACCUGUUUUGUCUUGGACAACUCCAUGCAUCGCCCAUUCUGCCUCAAUUGCCUCCGGUCCAGUGAGAUAAGGGAACAAACAACUGCCAACAGAGUCCCGUCUCGAUUCGACUGCAGCAUCCGCUCCAGCAAAGCUCGGGUGGACGCUCCCAAUCCGGGCCCGGCGGCGCGGCGCUUGGCACUUUGACAUGCUGGCCCUGCGUGCGCCUGUCCAAUCGAACGAGGCCGUGGCACAUACUCUCGCUGCACGUG
Messenger RNA from Colletotrichum destructivum, 773 nucleotides. RefSeq lists its product as uncharacterized. The record is from RefSeq and is a predicted model, not a curated record. NCBI's taxonomy places the organism in Eukaryota, Fungi, Ascomycota, Sordariomycetes, Glomerellales, Glomerellaceae. Bases 478 to 708 code for a protein of 76 amino acids. The transcript has a single exon.